Molecule: messenger RNA, 468 nt
Organism: Galendromus occidentalis (western predatory mite)
Lineage: Eukaryota; Metazoa; Arthropoda; Arachnida; Mesostigmata; Phytoseiidae
Exons: 3
Coding region: 24-371 (115 amino acids)
Source: RefSeq, a predicted model, not a curated record
AGUUCUCCGAAUAUACCGCAAACAUGAAAUUUCUCAUUCUUGUGCUGAGUGUCGGCCUCGCUCUGGCUCAGGAAAGAAAUGCGACAACCGAAUCGGGAUACGACGUCACGUCCGAGGCCACCACUGAGAUUAUAACGAGACAAGUUUGCGACGGUAAAGGCAAACUCGUCACUCGAGUAGGCUGCUUGGAGACUUGCUCGAGAGCGUUCAAGAUCGGUCGCUUGCCGAUCUUCACCACCAUUCGUGAGAACGAGCCAUGCAAGACAAGCAUACUCAGGAGGCAGAACAACGGUAUUUGUGUGAAAGUGACUCGUCUCGGAAUUUCUAUUGGCGUUUGCAGAAAGCGUAGAGACGAUGAUGAUGAUGAGUGAUAGGUUCGCUCAAGAUGGGAGUGAUGUAUCCCCUUGUCGUUCCAACAUCGUGCGUUGUUGAAAUAAAUGCGAGGGAAUCGUAUUCCAUGAGUCUCCA